This is a messenger RNA of Gadus macrocephalus (Pacific cod), 2915 nucleotides long. It is a transcript of the gene gmfb, whose product is annotated as glia maturation factor, beta. The record is from RefSeq and is a predicted model, not a curated record. Gene Ontology annotation, biological process: actin filament debranching; negative regulation of Arp2/3 complex-mediated actin nucleation. Gene Ontology annotation, cellular component: actin cortical patch. The transcript has 7 exons. The coding region runs from base 147 to 575 and encodes 142 amino acids. NCBI's taxonomy places the organism in Eukaryota, Metazoa, Chordata, Actinopteri, Gadiformes, Gadidae. Gene Ontology annotation, molecular function: Arp2/3 complex binding; actin binding.
ACGCCUGUUUUCGGAGCAGGAGUUGAAGAGGAUUGGUCGAACCAGUCACAAGAUAUUUCAUCUCGGUUUGGGGAAGUAAAAAAAACAACACAUUCAAAGCUUCGUCCCCGAGCAUCUGCAGUCUGGUCCGCGUCUGCUCUGUCAACAUGAGUGAAUCCCUAGUAGUGUGUGAUGUAGACGAAGCUCUCGUCGAGAAGCUGAAGGCAUUCCGGUUCCGCAAGGCCACCAACAAUGCAGCCAUCAUCAUGAAGAUCGAUAAAGAAAAGCAGCUGGUGGUUCUGGAAGAGGAAUACGAGGACAUUACUGUGGAUGACCUGAGGGAUGAACUGCCUGAGCGACAGCCCAGGUUCCUGGUCUACAGCUACCAGCUUCAUCAUGACGACGGGCGCGUCUCCUACCCGCUAUGCUUCAUCUUCUCCAGUCCCUGCGACUGCAAACCAGAGCAGCAGAUGAUGUAUGCAGGAAGCAAGAACAAGCUGGUGAAGACUCUGAACCUCACCAAGGUGUUCGAGGUGAGGACCACUGAGGAGCUGACCGAGGAGUGGCUGAAGGAAAAGCUUGGGCUCUUCUCUUAAGGUCGCCGUGGUAACGGAGGAAUGGAGACAGACCGCACAACCCGAGUCAAGUCCUUUUUUUUAUUUUUUAUUCUUCUUUAAAGAAGUGGGGCGCCAUGUUUGCCCCGAUGCUCGUUGUACCCCCCCCCCCCCCCCCUAACCACACAGAACAUAGGACAAUCAAUAUCUUUCACAGUCACGCGGUUCAUAAAAUGGUCUCGAUUACGAAACACCACACCAGUGGCAGAAGGUGCAUAAAAAACGAAACUAUUUCUGGAGAUGCUAUUUCAUGCAGACCUGCUUUCUAUUGUCCUUCUCAUCUAAUGUUUCCCUUGUGCCAGUGCAGUGCAGUCUGUCAUGAAACCACGCUCCUGGAUCAUCUCUGUAGGCCUUAGAACUCUCCCGGAUAAGGCUAGAGGCUUUGAACUCGACAUGGACUUAUCUUAAAUAAGUCCUGAACUAGCUGUCUCUUAAGUUUAACCCAUUUUUUAUUCACAAUGUUUUGGUUAUAAUUGGAUUAGUAAUGGCUUCUCUGGAUUAUUGAAAAAUAGAAUAUACUUCAUAUAGUUUGAAUUGAUUUAGGUUGCUUCCUCCUGACACGGUUGAACAAUCAUUGCUACAAUCAGAGAUGGAGGCUUUAGGUCCGUGGAUGUAGAAUGCAUCGAGUUCAUCCGUUUACAAGUAGCUCACCUGAGACGACAACCAACAAAAAGGAAAGAGGGAUUAUACAUACAUUAUACAUGUAUACUAAUAAAUCAAUGUACUGCUGCACACAAUGGAGCAGUACUAUUCAAAGUACACACGCAUAAUGUGUAUAAAUAUAUAUAUAUGAACAGCCUUGUCAUAUUGUAGAUUCUGACUGGUGCAUGCUGAAUAUGGUGUUAUUUACUAUGAUUGGACGGCGAGGAAUGACCUUUUAGGCCUACCAUUGACCUGUCUAAAUCUCGGUGAACUUUCUAUUCCAUUUCUACUGAAUCAUUCCUGAAAUGGCGUCCGUACCAUUUGAACAGCAGGACAGCCUUUUCCGUCAAAUACAGGGUCUACUCUUAAACUACCUUUGUACACCUGUCAUAGUGGAUGAUUAUGGGCCUUAUCCAACCGGCAGCCAACUUGGUUCUAAACUAUAGCUGGGUGGCGCAUUAAGUUCCCUCCACAUAGAUAGCAUUUAGAGCCAAGAUUGCCUCUAGUUGACAAAGGCCCAUAGCUAGUUUUUGUCGUUUUAAAUUAAUAUUGUGGUGAUCCAAACAUCACGUUUUUGUACUUGGAUUACAUUGUGCUUGUCCCAGCCUUGAGGUCAGUUUACCGAACACCGAUAUUCCUUUUUAGAUUGGGAAAUCAAACGCAAGCCUUUCUUUCAACUUGUGCACAAAGAGCUUAAGAGUGUCAGAUCACAGAGGCGUUGCGUACCCCCUGGGCCCCACCUGUUCUCGGCCUGUUUGUAGGCAACAGACUAAAAUGGAUUUAGCGGAGAUUUACACAAUAAGUGUGGCAUCAUGCUGUAACCCCCCCCCCCCCACAAACUUGCUGUUGCUUAUUUUUUAUCUGUUUUUUUCAUAUUUUGUAUUGAUGAGAAUCAGGAGGCCAAACUGAGGAAACAAACUGUAUUUUCUGUAACAAGAAUUUGGUUAAAAAAUAUAUCAAAGGUUUUUAUAUCAUGUUUGAUCCUUUUCUGAUUUAUUUUAUUCAUUAAAUGCAUUCGUUUUUGUUUUAUAAUUUGCAUUGGUUAAUCUCCAAUGGUCAAGGAGUUUUUUGUAAAUCACUGUCAAGAUCUCAACAGAAAGUAGAGGAGCUGAAAGCUCUUAAUCCAUGAGAUUGGGAUCGUUGCUCUCUGUAAAUCGUUGUUAAUUUCUAAUCUGAAAUUAAGAUCGACACCUUUCACAAUCCGGAAGCCUCCUUAAACAAAAUGCCAAAAAGUUUUUUUAAAUAAGAUAUUGAUUUGAUUGAAGGGAGGCUGCUUAAUGAUGAACUGGUGUGUUUUAUUGAAUAUGUGCAAUGUUUCAAACGAACCAAUACAAAAACGAGAAUUCCUUGAUGGUGAGGGUGGUAAACUACUGUACAUGGCUUCGUUUCCAUACAUGUAUGGUGUUUGAACGACAAGGGGGUGAGGCCAUGCAUUUGGUUUGAUCCUGUGGAUAUACAUAUUUUUCCAACUAAUCUAGUAUAUGUAGUAAACCGUACAAUAAAUGUACUUUGCAUUGAUGUCGGGCUUUUUUUCAUACUCAGACGAAUCGUCGACUUUUCCAAAAUUCCCCACCUGAAACAUAGCUGCCUCUUUGCAUCAGUGUAACUUGUGAAAUAUUAUUAAAUAUUCAUAAUUUGUACGAUGUCCAAUAUUCACCCAAUAAAAUAGUGAUGUAUAAA